AUGGAAGUAGCGGCGUCUUCUCCCCGAGACUUUCCGCCGCCUGCGGCUUCAAAUGCAGAAUCGGUACCAAGUGCGAAAAUCCGAGAGGGUGAUCAUGCAGAAUCCUCUUCUAAAUCAUUUGUUUCUGAUCAAAAGGAAAGUGGAAAUGGAAAUAAUGCGAUGAAAACGGAACUAAGUGCCCCAUUUCGGUCUGAAAUGCCCAAACAAGUUUCUGAAAGGGCACCAGCUGCUGCAGCAGCAGCAGAUUCUACCGGGCGAAAUGCUGCGGUAGAGGCUUCUUCAAAAGUUGCAGGAGCCUUCGGCGAAGCAAAGACAUCAGCGGCAGACGUAGCAGCAGAAGCAACAAAAGGAGCAAACACAGCAGGAACAGCAACACCAGCUGCAGCAGCAGCAGCAGCAGAGGAGCGAUCCAAAGCAGCAUCCGACGCACCCCCCAAAGCAGGAGAAGAAACAAAGACAGCAAAAGCCGCAGCUGGGACGAAACCGGUCCAGCACGCAGCAGCAGCAAACGCAGCAGAAGCAAGGGUACCAGCAGCAGCAGCAGCAACACCAGCAGCAGCAGCAGCAACGCCAGCAGCAGCAGCAGCAACGCCAGCAGCAGCAGCAGCAAGUUCAGCAUUAGAGCCUCAGCAGAAGCGGCGGAGGAGAGGCUCUAGAGUUAUCCCAGUGGUGCGCCGAUGUCUGCCUACGCGCGACAGUCGGGUUGCUGCUACACUGCAGAACCAAUUUGUCUUGGAGUGCGAGCGGUACGGUUGGGUAGAGGCCUCCUCUAGCAGCAGCAGCAGCAGCAGCAGCAGCAGCAGCAGCAGCGGCCGCAAGAGCGGCAAGGAAGCUGCUGCUGCGGGUCCUUCUGCUGCAGCUGGUGUUAAUGCUGCUGCUGCUGCUGCUGCUG
This is a messenger RNA of Eimeria acervulina, 892 nucleotides long. RefSeq lists its product as hypothetical. The transcript is spliced from 2 exons. NCBI's taxonomy places the organism in Eukaryota, Apicomplexa, Conoidasida, Eucoccidiorida, Eimeriidae. The annotation marks the transcript as partial. The record is from RefSeq and is a predicted model, not a curated record.